Messenger RNA from Nerophis lumbriciformis (worm pipefish), 2283 nucleotides. The record is from RefSeq and is a predicted model, not a curated record. Lineage: Eukaryota; Metazoa; Chordata; Actinopteri; Syngnathiformes; Syngnathidae.
AUGUCCCGGAGGCAUGCAAACCAGAAACAAGAAACUCUACUUUUAUUUGAGAUUUUAGUGGAAAAUAUUCAAAUUGACGGCGAAAAGAAAAUAUCCGACGUGCUUGCUGUAGGAAUACGACUGCUGGACUUCCCGACGCUGCUUGUUAAUCCCCCUGAAUUUGGAGGAGGUAACGACAUUCGGUACCGACAGCAGGACAAUAACAAUCGAUGGGUAUAUUCAUUUAACAGAGGCAAGUCUUGCUUCUUCGAAAUGAAUUUGGACUCCUUGCAUACGCAACUCAUCAGCACCCCUCUGUAUGUUAUGAUUCUCGAUGUGAAAGAGGAAAUACCCAAAUUAAUAGGGACAUCUCUCAUCUCGUUGGCGACAAUUGUGAACAGAAUCAAACAUGAUUCCACCGAACAUGAUGUCACUGGUUGCUCCUCAUAUGGAGAGAGGGGGGUUGUGUGUGUAAACAACCUUGCAGAGGAGCCAGUCGGAGUUAUUUCCCUGAGUUAUAAACUCCUAAUUGUUGGAGGGGGUCUGCCACCACAUGUGACCCAAAAAAUUCCUGUCUACAGGGAACAGUGUCCUCAGGUGGACAUUAUGAAGAAGAAUGCAAGGGAAAAAUUACAUUCUGGUUCUAUGAUACAUCCGUUUUUCGCGCAGGAUGACUAUGGUGGUGGCGAUAUUGUGGACAAACAAGCUGAGUCCACUCAGACUGGACAUAACCCAAUGAGUCAAAUACACAACACAGUCGAAGCACACAAUAGUUUUGAAGAGGACCUUGCGGUGUUUUGCCCUCCACGUCUUUACUAUUGCAAUUCUGGCAAGGAAAAACACAAAACCCAAGGAAGUGAGUACAGAUUAAUUAAACCAGAUUCAUCAGUUGUAACAUAUGAAGAGUCAUUCUCUAAAAUUGAACAUUUCUCAGCGACGGACCAGGCAUCAAAAAGUACACCUAAGAAAACAGCAAGUGUAGCUACAAAUGUCACUGAGGAAGCUUUGAGGCCACUUCCUCUCCUAAAUGCUCUUUUUGUCGAACUUUCACAGUUAAAUGUCCAAAACUUGCACCAGCUGACUGUGUCAAGUCAUCGAGACUCGCUGUCUGUUUGUAAACAUUCUUCAACUGAGGCUUUAGAUGGACAAGGAAGCACACCAAAGACUUCAAAAUCAAUGCCAGAGCAGGAACGCAGGCGAGGCUACGGUUCUUACUUGAAACAUUCGCAUUACCCCAGAAAUGUAUCUCCAAAAAAUAUGAAAGCUGACCCUGGUGUACCCCUGCAAAACAACCAAGCUAAGGCUUUAGUUGAAAGUAAAGCACACGGGAAAAAACUUGUAUAUGGGACAACAAAAUCAUACAAUCUAAGAUGCAAGAAAAACAACAAUAUGAUGAAACAACAGGACUGUAUGGUGUCACAUACAUCUGCUGAUGAAACAGGUCCAAGUGUGAGUAAGGGGAAGAAAACAGUGAAACAAAAUAGUUUGAUUCCUAAAGAAAAUGCAAAGAACACCGAAAACAUGGAAAUGUUUUCUGUAGUGGAGGACACGACAAAGCAUGACGAUAGGUCAGAGUGUGAAAGUCCGAAGCAAGACGAAACUCUGUUGGGUUUAAUCCCUAUCAUCAAUGAUGAUGAUGAUGCCUCAAGCAGAAAGCUACCUAAAAUGAGCAUGACAUGGACUAAGUCAGAGAGCCACAAUGUGAAACUUAACUCUUGUAGGAAUAGUAGAGACAGCAGCCACGAGUCUUCACAGUCAGAGAGCCACAAUUCAGGCUCUGAAAAAGGAGACGACUACGACGACGACUUCAACAGUUUUGACGCCAGUGAUACAGACAACCUCAGUAGUCCCGAGCCGGCUCAAGAAACACCUCAGUUCCUCCAUAGAUUCCACGCAUCAGAUUUGGACUCCGAACCUGUUGAGGAAAGACCCCGCAUCCCUUCACCUAUUAGAGGUCAAAGUCCUGUACAGCGGAUUCUAAGAGGCACACACCUAAUCCAACCUCAAACACAAGGCGCUGCACUCAGUUUUUCUUCUAAUGAGGAUGACAAGGAUGUACCAGCCUUCUUGCAAAUGAUGUCCUCCAAGGAACAACAGAAUAAUGACAAUUCUGCAGCGACGGCAUCAAGAGGCCAAAAGAGUGCAAGCAGCAGCCUUGUGUGGGAAGGUUCUUUAAACUCUCUGUCCUCCAGUCCACUGGAGGCUGAGGAACUGGAAGAUGAUCUUGGAUCUUUGGACUUUAAAAAGGAGUAUCAACAUAUUUCUGAACUUGUGGGCUUCAAGCUCCCUGGUUACACAAUGUAA